CGAGCAAUCCAGAAGAAUUCUAGAAUCGAUCAACUCGGAAGCUUCAAGAGCAGCAAAGCGCAAAACAAGUCGCCAAGAAAAGUAGAACAAACUCGCAGAAAUCGCAGUCGAGCGGAGGAGGAAAACGCUAAAUCGCGUCUGAAAUCGUCGUUUUGAUUCGAGGAAGGCAAAGACUGCGGUGUCAAUCGGGAAGUUUGUCAGUGGGGAUCGUCGACUCGGGAGAUUCUGAGAUUGUGCGUAAUCUAAGAGGAAUGGGAGCCUAUGAUCAAGGUGUUAACAUGCCGUAUCUGCCCUUGGAUUCUUCAAGGAAGAGGAAGACGCGGAGCAGACGAGAUGGGAACUCGGUCGCUGAUACGCUGGAGAAGUGGAAAGAGUAUAACAAACAACUCGAAUCGGCUAAAGAAGAGGGGAAAAAGCGUAAAGUGCCGGCCAAGGGGUCCAAGAAAGGCUGUAUGAAAGGCAAGGGAGGGCCCGAGAAUGCACGUUGCAAUUAUAGGGGAGUGAGGCAAAGGACUUGGGGCAAGUGGGUUGCCGAAAUUCGGGAGCCGGACAGGGGAAGUAGGCUUUGGUUAGGUACUUUUCCCACUGCCGUUGAGGCUGCCCUUGCCUAUGAUGAGGCUGCAAAGGCCAUGUAUGGAGAUGGAGCUCGCCUCAACCUUCCGCACGGGGUCAAUAAUCAUCCAUCGUCUUCACAGGAGACUUCUUCGGUUGCAACACCAUCAGGGUCUUCUGCAGCGGCAACUCCAGGAUGCUCUACUUCCACUUCAACCUCGAGUCACUCUGAGGUUUGUGGAGACGAGAAUUCCAAGCUUUUCCUUAAUGUGAAAAAGGAGGAUGGUGAGGGCGAAUCAAGGAUGUAUCCGUGGUCCGGUGCGGUCCCGCAAGCCAGUGGUAUGGUGAAGCCAGAAGUCAGUGAGGACCUUGACGUGGAUUAUCUUCGCAAUAAUCAACAACAACCUGUCGUAGUAAAACCGGAACACGGAGUUGAGGAUCAUAAUCCGAAUGGCGGAGAUGGUUUUGUUGGGGAUUGUUCUGAGAACUUCACAAUGUGCGAGUUGUUUGAUAUGGAUGAGAUGUUUGAUGCAAAUGAACUAUUGAUGCCUUCAGAUGAUACUUCCUUUUGCAAUUCGGGACGAGAGCAAGUGUCGAGACCUGAUGUUGGUCAGCCGGGCAUGGAGACUCUCAGCAGCGAAGGGCCAUCAAAUCUGUCGUACCAGCUGCAGUUUCCAGACGCCAAGCUGCUCGGGAGUCUGCCGCACAUGGAGCAGGCCCCUUUGGACUACGAAUACGGUUUUGAUUUCAUGAAGCAAGAGGAGGGGAGUAAUCAUACCAGCCAAAAUGAUCAAGGGUACUUCAAUCUAGGACCGUCCGACUUAGGUUUGGGGGGAUUCACAGAAGGUACAAUGCAAUCCGGAGACGUAGGUUACAACUAUUCCAUGGAAAUCUGAAAGCAAAGAAACAGACCUUGUGCUUGUUUCCUCCUUGCUUGAUCGCCUAUUUUGUUUUUGGAGAUUUCGAGCUACUUCUCUAACAUGUUUUAGAUUGGAGAAUUAAGCUGGCCAUUCCAUGUUGAAUGGUGGUGCGUUGAUGGACGACUUAUAUGCAUCUUGGAAAUACUAUAUCUAUAUAUAUGUACAUAUAUUGACAA
Molecule: messenger RNA, 1648 nt
Organism: Pyrus x bretschneideri (Chinese white pear)
Lineage: Eukaryota; Viridiplantae; Streptophyta; Magnoliopsida; Rosales; Rosaceae
Product: dehydration-responsive element-binding protein 2A
Exons: 2
Coding region: 252-1448 (398 amino acids)
Biological process (GO): response to stress; positive regulation of DNA-templated transcription
Cellular component (GO): nucleus
Molecular function (GO): DNA-binding transcription factor activity; transcription cis-regulatory region binding
Source: RefSeq, a predicted model, not a curated record